Molecule: messenger RNA, 835 nt
Organism: Galendromus occidentalis (western predatory mite)
Lineage: Eukaryota; Metazoa; Arthropoda; Arachnida; Mesostigmata; Phytoseiidae
Exons: 2
Coding region: 56-631 (191 amino acids)
Source: RefSeq, a predicted model, not a curated record
AGUUUAUUUUGGUUUUCAGUUUCUCCCACCAUUAUUGGUGCGCCCAGAGAGCAAGAUGAAUAGUUGUUCUCUAAUCGAUAUGGACACGAGCACUACAAGCAGCUCUAAGAUUAGCCGUUUCAAGAGCUUUCUUCGGAGAAGUUUUUCGCUGUUAAGUGAAAGUUUCGAGGUGAAGAACAGCCCCAAAAGGAACCCGGUCAGACGCGUGCCAUCGUUGAAAACGCCGCAGUACUCGAAGCAGGUGAAUCUAGCGGUUCGGUCCCCGGAUACACCGACGAGAGGGACCACGUUCAGUGAUAUUCUGUACAGCAUCGAACUCCACAUGAGCAUCGCGCGCUUCCGAAUCCUGACAAAAAUGAAGUCGGAGGGCCUCUCAGUACCGGACGAUAAAUUCUACUUCCUCCUCGACGAGCUUCGGAAACAGGUCUUCGACUUGGCUCGUGACGCCUACCGGAAAUUCGGCGAGAAAGUAUUCGUUCACGACUUCCUUUACAUUGAGAAGGGUCACGAUCUCCGGAUAAUACUCCCUCAUAACCAAGAUCUUAGCGAGGCCUUGUAUAGAAGAUGGUGUCAGAUAAUUAGCGAAUUCCGUGAGAGAGCAUUCGCGAUGAGUGUCCGGAAUCUCGGGUAGAUGGUCGAUCCCGGGGAAACUUGUUCAUUUUGUUUGAUUCAUCAUGCGUCGACAUCGCUGAUCUUUUACUCCUGCCAUGUCAGCAUGUUUGUUGCGAAUUUCCCAGAAGGAUCCUUGUUCAUACUGUAACAUGUUUCACUCUGUUCUGCUCAUCGAGAAAUUGUACGACUACUGGAGAUCACUCGAGGCUAUAAAACAUUUUUA